Messenger RNA from Talaromyces amestolkiae, 2154 nucleotides. RefSeq lists its product as uncharacterized. Gene Ontology annotation, molecular function: DNA binding; zinc ion binding; DNA-binding transcription factor activity, RNA polymerase II-specific. The record is from RefSeq and is a predicted model, not a curated record. Gene Ontology annotation, cellular component: nucleus. The coding region runs from base 1 to 2154 and encodes 717 amino acids. The transcript is spliced from 4 exons. NCBI's taxonomy places the organism in Eukaryota, Fungi, Ascomycota, Eurotiomycetes, Eurotiales, Trichocomaceae. Gene Ontology annotation, biological process: DNA-templated transcription; regulation of DNA-templated transcription.
AUGAACUCCAAAGACAUUCAAAGCAUGUACAGAGACAGUAAACGGAACCGGCGACCAACAUCUUGCGAACAAUGUCGUAUACGAAAAGCAAAAUGUAACCGCGAACUGCCCUGCGAGAAUUGCAUCAAACGCGGCGAAAAAGCGACUUGCAAAUACGCAAGCAAUGCCAUCCGCAACUCGGCGGGCAGGCGCAGAAAUAGUAAUGUAGGUGAACGGCUGCGAAGAGUCGAGAAAUUGGUUUCGGAGCUUGUUGGCUCUGAAGGGAAUGUGCGGACUGCUGAGAGGCAGAAAGGAGUUGUCCAUGAGAGUGUUCAAGAGGAGAGAUUUGUGCCACGCAAUAGCAAUACUGCUGUUGGGAUAGAACAGCCCACUCCGAGGAAGGCAAGAGGUUAUAUAGAGGAUGCCCACUGGCUGUCGAUCCUGGAUGAUAUCAAAGAAGUCCGUGAACAACUCGCUCAGUCAGAUAUUAUGACUUCUCCAGAGGACAAUGCAGAUAUGAAUGACGAGGCGCAGGAGGAAGAGAUUGACUUGGUUUUGGGAGCUACACAACCGUUACCUACUCUUCAGGAGAUCGUCAACUCGCUGCCGCCGAGGCCGAUGUGUGAUAUGCUCCUGUCGCAAUAUUUUACAUCACCGAUUGUUUUGCCAAUUAUCCAUACUAUUAAAUUCCAAAACGAGUACGAGAAAUUCUGGCAAGACCCAUGCAAAGCACCACCCCUUUGGGUCGGACUGCUCUUCUCCAUCCUCGCCUGCGUCGCCGCCGUCGCGCAAGCCAUGACCCCAACAGCAGCAGAAACCGACAACAAACCGCCUUCUCUCCCCGUCAAACCCCUUCGCCGCAAAACAGUCCAAUGUCUCAUCAUGGGCAACUACACAAACGCCAAUUCCUACGCCCUCGAAACCCUGGUUAUGCACCUCCUAGGCACGUACAUCGACAAGCCCGACUCCAGCUUCGAUGGCUGGUUCCUGAUGGGCACCAUAAUCCGUUUAGCAAUGCGAAUGGGGUAUCAUCGCGACCCGACAACUUUAAAGCCUGACAGUAAAAUCACGCCGUUCGAAGGCGAAAUGCGAAGACGACGAUGGCAUGCAAUUCUGCAGCUCGAUACGCUAAUGUCGUUUCAAAUGGGUAUGCCGAGCGUGAUCCCCCCCGAGUUCUGCGAUACAGCACCACCCCGCAACCUAAAAGACGAGGAUAUCUGGCCUACCAUGUCGACACUCCCACCCUCCCGACCAAGCUCGGAUUACACACCGGUAUUAUACACAAUCGCCAAAGCCAGCGUGAUGAACAUGUUCCGCAAAGUCCUUGUGCACACCCACUCUUCUUCCUCCUCAACGUCACCGCCUUCAUACCCUAUCACGAUAGAAUUAGACGCCAAACUGCGUGAAACAUACGCCUCAAUCCCCGAACCCUUAAAAUGGCGACCCAUCAAUCAAUCCUUCACCGUCUCAUCGGGCCUAAUCAUUAACCGCAGCACAAUCGAACUGCUUUAUCUUAAAAGCAUCAUUGUGCUGCACAGACGCUACCUGAAUACAGAACACCACGACCCGCAACGCGAGUUCAGUCGCAGAGCAUGUAUUAACGCUGCACUGGAAGUUUUAUCAAGGCAGACGGAGUUGCAUGCCGCUACUUCCAGUCUGCAUGGACGGCUGUACGAGGAUCGAUGGAUGGUUUCCUCGUUGACGGCGCAUGAUUUUUUGCUAGCUUCGAUGGUGAUUUGUCUUGAGUUAUCUGUGCUCAUGCGAUCAUCACCUGCUGGAAAGGGAGGAAAAACGGGAUCACCGCAUUUCGGGAGGUUGCUGGAUGCAUUACUCAAUUCACAGCGAAUCUGGGAGGCGAAAAGUGUAUACUCGAAUGAGGCGCGUACGGCGGCGUUGACGUUGCAGUUGAUGAUCGAUAAAGUACAGGAGAACAGCUCAUUCUCGUCUGAGGAUAGACGAGAACCUACUUCCACGCAUCAACUUACAGACCCAUACUCACUAAGCAACACGACUAUAUCUACGGCGACUGAAUCACACUCUCAAGAAAUACCGACAUUAGACCUCCCCUUUGCAGACACAAUGACAGAAAUGAUAACCGGCUCAGAGGAUCUAGACUGGGUUGGCUCCCUCACCCCUCCCUCCUCUCCCUCAACCCCUUUUAAUCCUUUUAAUUGA